CCCGCGCCCCCCGCGUCAGAAGACCACCUCCAAGUUCAAGGACGCACUUGUCACCGAGUCUUCAUGCUCACCUGCCCAUACCCAUUCUCGUGCUGGUCUCGCUGCAGGACGAAACUCCAGGAAUGGAUUCAGCCUGGAGUGGCGCCGUGAUGAGGCCCUUAACGGCCACCAGGUCACCGGUUUGUUGUCCCUCGCGCAACGGCGUUCCUGCACAUUUAUAUUUGUAGGCGACUACUCACUUGAACCUUCGCAACACGUUCAUUGCGCAUUGGGGCGCCACAGCGUCAUUUCGCUGGUCGACCCUCAGACGUCCUCCGACGCUGUUUAAUCCACUCGCGCCUUACAAUGAUGCUUAAGGCCUACUCUGGAGUCCAUGGUUCCACGCAACCGCGCGCUGGGCGUGUGGAGCGACGGGCCAUCCGUGGUGCAGUGCGGAGGCUGUGCCCGUUGAUGCGCAAUGCGCAGGGCCGCGCGCCGCUGCGGACCCCGCUGUGCGAGGCGAGCGCCGAGCCCGGCACCGCCACCACCUCUGCGCCGGUGCGGGACGGCAAGUUCGAGAUCACCCUGAAGGGCCUGGAGGCGCUGCAGACGGUGCGGCUGGGUCUGGUGCCGGACGGCCGCGGGCAGGCCGUGGUGGUCACGGAGGUGGCAGAGGGCAGCCGCGCGGAGGAGCUGGGUGUGACACGAGGCAUGAAGAUGAAUGCGCUGAGCGACCCCAUCCGCUACGGCGAGCUGUGGGACCUGCAGGACCGCCCCAGUCUGCGCUUCGUGGUGGACACCUUCAAGAUGCGCCGCAACCAGCCCAUCGACCUGCAGUUUGAGCCCAUGAUGAAGCAAUCCGAAAUGGACAUCAUCUUUGGCCCCUCGGGCGCAAGUUCCAGCAGCGACGACCGCGAGCCAUCAGAGGUGAACGCGCAGGCGGCAGCUUCUGGCAGCCCCAGCCCCAGCCCCAGCGGUGCCGCCUCGCCGGCUCGGGUGUCACUGGACCAGACGCCCGACAGCCCGCUGGGAUCCGUCAACUCCAUUGACCAGCUGCUGGGGACCGUGAGCGACAGCGAGGAGACGAUAGGCGACAAGCUAGCGCUCAAGUACCAGGAGCAGCAGCGGAUCCGAGUGGCGGUGAACCAGGUGCAGAAGCGCAUCGACCGGCGGAAGGAGUACAUGGCCAUCGACGACCAACGUGACGACACGGGUCUGCUACUGGGGCUGGCCGCGGCGUUCCUGAUCCCGCCGCUCAUCAUCCUCAUCAUCGCCUUCGCCUCUGGCUACCUGGACCAGAUCUACCUCACCUCGCUCGGCAUGUUCCGUGACUAAGGCGCAGUCAUGAACUAAAGAACUAACAACGAUGUAUGCAAUGGUGUGGGGUUGGCAGUGUUGAUGGGCGGAAUGGCGGCUGCGUGGGGUGCGGGAAGGGGUGCUGAACAAGUGUGGUGCGGCGUUGCGUGCAAGGGAGCCGUGCUGCUGGGUCCUGGAGAGGCGGUCUCUGCGCUGCGCUGGCGAAGGGCUGUGAGGGCCUACCUUCGCUGGUCAAAAGGCAUCUCAAGAUGUUAUCCAAGGUCCUUCUCUAGGAACUAUGGUUGGGAGUGUGGGUUCCUCUCGCACUGGUGCCUGGGUGCCGGAGUGACCAAUAGGGUUCACAGGCGUGCAGCACAUGGUGACGCUGGGUGUUAUUCCAAUCAGAAUGUCUCGAACGGUGGUACUGGUGGUGGAUUGGGCCGGAAUAAGGCGGAGGAGGAAGGAACAAGGACAGCUAAGCCUCGAGGUGGACUGCGGGUGGACCGCGGGUGGACCGCGGCAUGAGGCCAAACCCUAGAUGCUUGAAGUUCACCGCUACUUGCUUGCCUCGCACCUCCACAUUUAAAAACAUACGAAA
Chlamydomonas reinhardtii is the source of this 1873-nucleotide messenger RNA. RefSeq lists its product as uncharacterized. NCBI's taxonomy places the organism in Eukaryota, Viridiplantae, Chlorophyta, Chlorophyceae, Chlamydomonadales, Chlamydomonadaceae. The coding region runs from base 346 to 1314 and encodes 322 amino acids. The transcript is spliced from 9 exons. The record is from RefSeq and is a predicted model, not a curated record. Gene Ontology annotation, cellular component: chloroplast.